Angiostrongylus costaricensis is the source of this 837-nucleotide messenger RNA. Lineage: Eukaryota; Metazoa; Nematoda; Chromadorea; Rhabditida; Metastrongylidae. The record is from the annotation of a GenBank genome assembly.
AUGAAGAUGGUGCCUGAACUUGCCGGUGAUAUGAUGGAGUCGAUGAUGUCGUCUCCAGAAGCGUCACCGUCAACGUCAAGAGAUGAGUGCUGGUAUACGGAGAAGACUGGACGAUUGUUUGGUUACAAUGAAAUAGUUGCUCCAUGGGCAACGAAACGCUAUAGUCUGUCGAUAGAGGGGUUACAUGAAGAAAUCAAGGACAUUUUCCAAUGGUUGCGGCCGUGUCGCUUAGAGGAAGCGAUUCGAUUAGAAGUGAAAAGCGCAAUAAAAGAACGGUGGAAGGGUAAUAACGUACGGGUGUCGGUAUUUGGCAGUUUGCGUACACGGCUGUUCUUACCAACUUCUGAUAUUGACAUACUUGUCGAAUGUGAUGAGUGGAAAGAGACGGACGUAAUGGAGACUGCGAACUACCUCGAGGAGAAGGGUUUGGCUAAGUCGGUGGCUGUAUUUUCAGACGCUUAUGUACCAAUUGUAAAGAUCGUCGAAAAGGACACUCUUGUAAACGUGGACAUCUCGUUUAACACGGCGCAAGGUGUGAAAGCUGCCGACUACAUCGAGAAGGUAAAGGAAGAGUUCCCGGUUGUUGAGCCGCUAAUAUUGGUGCUAAAACAGUUCCUUAUUCUCCGACGAUUGAAUACUACCUAUACAGGUGGUCUGUCGUCUUAUGGACUCAUCUUAAUGCUUAUCAACUUCUUACAUAUUGUAGCUGCUUCCGUGGUUUUUUUUGCUCCAUUGUUGACUAGACUUACUUUUUGUGUCUCUCUUUUUAUCGCUGUUUUUCUAAUGGUUGGAAAAAAUUUGAAAGAGGAAAUUUUUCACAAUAUUGCAAAAUUUUAA